AUGGCUGGAAGUGAAAGCAUACGCGAAAGGGGACGCGGCGGACGCACGGAUGGCGUGCGACGCUCGCGUCGGACUCAAGGGAUGCCGCCGGAAGAGCAGCUCUCGCUCGAGGAAGUCGAGCGGAAUGCUCGCCGGACAAACGCCGCGAGGCGCAAGGCAGCUCGCGAGGAGAAGGAGUCGACGGAGGCCCAAGAUCAGCCGGAAUCGGAGCCGGCGGCCCAGGAUGCGCAUCACGUGUCCCUGGAUGCUGUCACCCCGAAUGACGAGGAGAAGGGGCCCCCGAGUGGCUCGGAAGUGAACUCCACCCCGGGGUCGGAGGUGGAGGUUGUGGGUGUGUCCAUUCCGGAUGUGUCCACCCAGGCGUCUGUGGGAGGCGCCGUCAAGGUUGAGUCGUCGGCUGUGGAUAGACCUUCGGGAACUUCCCGGCCGGCCCAAGAUGUGAUCGUGCUGGACGUUGACUCGGAUGAGUCCCCCUCGCAGGCGCGCACGAUCAAGGGAGAAGGACCGUUACCAGCCGUCCAGGAAGAGCCGGCGUCAAGCCUGCCGAACGAGACUCCGUUACCAAGCUCGCCCGUUCCGAACGCCGCUCCGGAUGCGCCGCCCAGGGUGGCCACCUCGGAGGACCCCCAAAAUGAUUCCGGAGAGCAGGCGUCCGCCGCCCGGAUGAAGGAGUUCGUGGCCGACCAGGUCCACAGUUGGGAAAGGGUGACGCUCGAGUUCGUGAUGUCCCCGACUGUUGACGUGGUGGACAGCAGCCAUGGCGACGUCCCGAUACGUUGCGGCUCGUUCGACGAUGGGCUCGCUCGUUCGACGAUGAUGCACCCGAGCGACAACUGGAUUUCGAAUUGGAGCUUGGUCCGACUGUCUCCGUGCACUGCCGCGGACGCCACUGCGGCCAUGAUUCCCAUGAUCACGCUGUCACUGCGCGAGUGCGCCGCACUGCUGCAGACGCUAUUCUUCGAGGCGGGAUUGAGGUUUCGCAAUCUGAUUCCCCAGUGGUUUCAAGCACGGGCUCCCCGGGUGGAGCCGAUCAUGGUGCGGAUGCUCAUGCAGGAGCUCCAGCAACAACUGGCUGACGAACAUUCGGAAUGGCGAAGCGUCGCUGCGGGCGUCCCAAAUCGAGUCAUGCCAGCGCUGGACGUUCAUGUGGGGGAUGCUGCCCUGGAUGCGGUCAAGGAGGAACACCCGGACGACGACGUGCCAAUGUCGACCCGGGAAAUGGACGUGCUCGGUCGAGAAUGUCUUUUCCGGAUGAGGGUGGCUGGAGUCCGGCCGACCCGAAGUCCGGCGAGUUCAGCUGUGGGCCGCCCUGAAUCCAAGCGUCCGCAAUAUGGCCCGCCACGUCCGUCGUCAAUCCCGUCCAUGAGCUCCCACUUGUCCUACCGGUCUUCCAUCCCGGCGAGUCAAGAUGCGGACGCUCUGAGCGCGCGGAUGUCUGUCACCCAGAGUGCAGUUUCCCGACGAAGUUCAGGACGAGAGUCAAGUCUGUUUGGGACGACGGCCGCGGAUUCGGAGGAGUCGAACCCCAGCGCCACGUCCGGGUCGCGCUCGACGGAGCCAUAUUCGUCGUCGGGAUCCUCGCUGUGGUCGCUUGGCGGAGCCACCGGCGCUCACAUGCCGUAUGCCGCUCCAUCCGGAAUGGUCAUGACCGCCCGAAGUGGCUCAGCCCCCAUUCAGGGAGGCUGGGGCGUGCAAGUCGCGGAGACGGUGCUCCCUACACCACCAGUGCCGGUGAACCAGGACGAUAUCGAGGACGUCCCGGAGGCACACGCGCUCCCGAAGGUCAAGCCCAAGCAGCUCUUCCGGCAAAUCCAGCUCGGAGGACGAAAGGCGCCGUGGCCGCCGAGGAUCCAAGCACCCUCGCCGUCCCAAGCGGUCGCCCAGUCGAUCCGUGAAGUCCGGAUGGAUGCCAUGAUUCGGGUGGAUGCGAGUGUUCAGGAGAUGAAGCAACAGCUCCAGGAUAAGGACAACGCCUCGGACCGGAAGCCCGAAGCCGCUGACGAGGGGAAGCGAACCUUCCAGACCUACCAGGCCACUCAGCUGCUGGUCGACCGGGAGGAUGCCCUGGAAAACCAAUGUGCCCUCGACACACAGGCCCCAGUUCAGGUGAUCAUAAGUGAGGCGACGACGGAGAAGGCCCGCGAAGUCGUGGGAGCUAUCCAGGAAGAUGCCUUGAAGCGUGCGCGAGAAGCCGUGAAGGCGGAGCGCGCGCAGGAAGAGCAUCUCCGGUCCGAAGCUGAAGCCGCGAAGCUGCAAGCUCAGGAGGCCACGAUGCAGAAGACACUGGAAGAGCAGCGGAGAUUACUGGAAGAACAGCAGAAGCUCUUCGACCGAAGGAUCGCUUUGCUAGAAGCAGCCUAG
Phytophthora sojae is the source of this 2361-nucleotide messenger RNA. RefSeq lists its product as hypothetical. The transcript is spliced from 5 exons. The record is from RefSeq and is a predicted model, not a curated record. The coding region runs from base 1 to 2361 and encodes 786 amino acids. Lineage: Eukaryota; Oomycota; Peronosporomycetes; Peronosporales; Peronosporaceae.